Messenger RNA from Talaromyces proteolyticus, 875 nucleotides. RefSeq lists its product as uncharacterized. Gene Ontology annotation, biological process: cell adhesion; extracellular matrix organization. Gene Ontology annotation, molecular function: cell adhesion molecule binding. The record is from RefSeq and is a predicted model, not a curated record. The annotation marks the transcript as partial. Gene Ontology annotation, cellular component: extracellular matrix. NCBI's taxonomy places the organism in Eukaryota, Fungi, Ascomycota, Eurotiomycetes, Eurotiales, Trichocomaceae. The transcript has 4 exons.
GAUGCAUCCCCUCCGGUUAAUUAUUAUGCAAUCGAAAUUUGUCUGGCUAGCAUAUUAUUUUCUGUUUACUAUCGCUCAUGCUGCAGUAUCUGCAGAUCCAUACAACUAUCGCAACAUCAACAGGACUUAUUCGCCUCAAAAAGAAACCAAUAUCACAACGCUUCAAGCCUUUGUCAAAUCACGAUCCGAUCUUAGCAUCUUAGCCACUGAACUAGAGAAGUGCGGUGGUUUCGUAGAGGCAUUCGACACGACUCCGACGUGGAAAUUCACCUUUUUUGCCCCAAACAAUAACGCAUUCAAUAAUACAGGGGAAUAUUUCACGACGAAAGAGGUAACCCCAAAGGGCAAGUGGUGGAUUGGAAAUACAAUCAUCAAUCAUUACGUCCCAAAUACGAUAUUGAAAACAUCCGCGUUUAGUGAAGAAUACCAGCGGUUUCAGACGGCCUCAUUUCUGUAUGUUGGAGCGCAGGUGGUUGGCACAAACAAAACCCUAACUCUUAACAACGUCGCCAACGUGGUUGAGGGUGACUUGGAAAUUACCGAGGGGGUGGUUCAUAUUAUUGACAAAAUUUUAGAUCCGUCUGCGCAGAUUUACGAAAGUGAUUCGGCAAAGAUCUCACAGGCUUUUAUUCCUGGAAGUUGUUCGAAUCUAAAUUUGCCAUAUUGCUGAAGAGCAUAGAACCAUGCAACUAGGAAUAGCUUUGCAUUCUUAAUUGAUUGUGAAAUAUGGCCGAUGAACAGAGGAAAAGACUAUAUUGCUCUAUUAUUUUAGAAUUAGUAUCGAUCGAUGAGCAAACCAUAUUAAUUGCGAAGACACACCAGUGCUAUUUUUUAGUCUGUAGUUAAAUGACCGCUUCAUAAUAUCACAAUACGCU